Diversispora eburnea is the source of this 306-nucleotide messenger RNA. NCBI's taxonomy places the organism in Eukaryota, Fungi, Glomeromycota, Glomeromycetes, Diversisporales, Diversisporaceae. The record is from the annotation of a GenBank genome assembly.
AUGAAAACCGAAAAUAAUACAAAACGCACUUGUGGUUUAUGUAGUAGGUGGAAAAAAAGAAAAUACAUAAAUACAUGUAAAUUAUGUAAAGGUGUGAAAUGCAUUUAUAGUGAGCAAAAAAAAAAGAGGGAACGUAAACCUAAAAACAUUACUGAUAAUAACAGUUCAGAAAUUGGAUUAUCUCAAGUAAUUCCUGCGAAUGAUCACAAUGAUUUAUCUCAAACAAUUCCUACUUGGUUUAAAGGGUUAGGAUUAAAAGCUUUAAUUCCAUGUUUCGAAGAUAUAAAUUUGGAAAAAUAUUAUUGA